CAGUAACAGUAUAUAAACAUAGAAUCGCAAGUUUGCCCAAAAAUAAAUUUGAUCAUAAUAUUUUGCUGAAAAUACAUAUAGCUUAAAUUUAUUGAUUUCUACCAAAAGUUAUUUUUGGAGAACACCGCAACCGACCUGACGUUUUUAAGGUCAUUGCCAAAACGUGCCUCUCCUUCUUGCGUCCUACGUUUAUGUGAAUGUAGCUGUGUAUUGUGUCUGCUUGUUCCGGUUUGUUUAUGUAUAGUUACGGUUUUUGAAGUUUCUGGAUAUGAUAACAAAUUUAAACUGCUUCCAAGAUUUUUAUAAGACAAUUUUCUCCAAUAAUAUCACAUUAAGGGGCUGAAACAAAGACGGUUUUUAAAAAGAAAGCUACAAGCUGGCACGUUUCAAAGUAUAUUUUCGCAGAUUAAGGACUAGAAUCUGAAAAGCUCGUUGAAAAGACUUGGAUUAUUUAUAAAAAAUUUUAUUGAACACAAUGGCUAUGUCGUCUGCACUUAAAAUUGGAACGUUUAGUGCUUUGUUGCAUAGAAAAUCUCUUUUGCUUUUACGAAAAGGCUCAUUAUCAGAUGUUAAUAACAUUAGAACAUAUUUGACCAAAACAUCCAAAGAACCGUUUUUAAAUGGCAGUUCUUCAAUUUAUGUCGAAGAAAUGUACAAAGCAUGGUUGAAAGAUCCUGAAAGUGUUCAUAAGUCUUGGGAUGCCUUUUUCCGAAGUACUUCUGAAGGUUUUGAGCCUGGUGAUGCUUACCAGAGCCCUCCUCUUGCACCUGUCCAGUACGUCCAAAUUCCUCUUGAUCAUCUGCAAGGUUCCGGUGUAACUUCGUUGGUGCCAUCCGGUGGUACACCCCAGUAUGUCGAGCCAAGAGGCAUUGAGGACCAUCUCUCUGUCCAAGCUAUUAUUAGAUCCUAUCAAGUGCGUGGACAUUUAGUUUCAAAAUUAGAUCCUCUUGGCAUUACUUCUGCAAAUAUUCAUAAUGCUUUUUCUGAAGGAUCUCCAAGCUCUCCUCAAGUAGUCUUAAGAAAUCAUCAGUUAGAGGAAAAGGACAUGGAUAGACUUUUCAAAUUACCUGGCAGUACUUUUAUUGGUGGAGAUGAAAAUGUGCUGUCAUUGAGAGAAAUUCUGAAGCGACUUGAGGAUGUUUAUUGCGGUCCUAUUGGAAUUGAAUAUAUGUUCAUCAAUAGUCAAGAACAGUGCACAUGGAUCAGGAAAAAAUUCGAAACUCCUGGUGUGUUAAAUUUUACCAAAGAACAGAAAAGACUUCUAAUGGCUCGACUGAUUCGUUCUACUAAAUUUGAAGAAUUUUUAGCAAGAAAAUGGGUGUCUGAAAAGCGUUUUGGUUUGGAAGGCUGUGAAGUGUUGAUUCCUGCCAUGAAAACUGUUAUCGAUCGUGCAAGUGAACUUGGAAUUGAAAGCAUUGUAAUUGGAAUGCCUCAUAGAGGACGUUUAAAUGUUUUAGCUAAUGUUUGUCGAAAGCCUUUGGAACAGAUAUUUGCACAGUUUAGUGGUCUAGAACCUGCUGAUGAGGGUUCUGGUGAUGUGAAAUACCAUUUAGGCAUGUGCCACGAGCGACUAAAUCGUGUGACAAACAAAAAUAUUAAAUUGGCCGUUGUUGCAAAUCCAUCUCAUCUUGAAGCCUGUGAUCCUGUUGUGCAAGGAAAGACAAGGGCUGAACAGUUUUACAGAGGUGAUACUCAAGGGAAAAAGGUUAUGAGUAUUUUAUUGCAUGGAGAUGCUGCAUUUUCAGGACAAGGAGUUGUUUAUGAAACUUUUCAUUUGAGUGAUCUUCCAGAUUAUUCCACACAUGGGACUAUUCAUAUUGUAGUGAAUAAUCAGAUAGGUUUUACUACUGACCCUCGUAGGUCUCGUUCUUCGCCGUACUGUACUGAUGUUGCUCGAGUCGUCAAUGCACCCAUUUUUCACGUUAAUGCAGAUAAUCCUGAAGCAGUAGUUCAUGUUUCCAAUGUAGCUGCUGAAUAUAGAGCAAAAUUUGGAAAAGAUGUUGUUGUAGAUUUGGUUUGUUACCGUAGGAAUGGCCACAAUGAAAUUGAUGAGCCUAUGUUUACUCAGCCCCUCAUGUAUACAAAGAUACGGAAAACUUUACCUGUAUUAGAAUUAUACAGUCGACAUCUAGUUGAAGAAGGAAUGGUUACAGAGAAAGAAAUUGUGGAAGAAGAAGCUAGGUAUGAUGCAAUUUUGCAAGAAGCUUACACUAAUGCAGAGAAAGAUACUAGAAUGUACAAUAUGGAUUGGCUAGAUUCCCCAUGGAAAGGUUUCUUUGGCACAAAGAGUCCACAUAAAUGUGACCCAACUGGUGUAGCAGAAGAUAUAUUGCAGCAUAUUGGAGUUGCAUUUAGCUCUGCACCUCCUGGAAAUUUCAAAACUCAUCCUGCAAUGAAAAGAAUCCUCAAAGCUCGAAUGGAAAUGGUUGAUAAUCGAGUAGUGGAUUGGGCUUUAGCUGAAGCUUUGGCUUUUGGUUCUCUGUUAAAAGAUGGGAUUCAUGUUCGACUCAGCGGUCAAGAUGUUGAACGCGGAACUUUCAGCCACCGCCAUCAUGUUCUUCAUCAUCAAACUAUAGAUAAAACAACUUACAGACCCUUGUGUCAUUUAUGGCCAGAUCAAGCCCCUUAUACUGUUUGCAAUAGUUCUCUUUCGGAGUAUGCUGUAUUAGGUUUUGAACUUGGUUUUUCAAUGACCAAUCCUAAUGCUCUUGUCAUAUGGGAAGCACAGUUUGGUGAUUUUAUGAACACAGCUCAGUGUAUUAUUGAUCAGUUCAUUAGCAGUGGACAAGCUAAAUGGGUCAGACAGAGUGGAAUAGUGUUGUUAUUGCCACAUGGAAUGGAAGGAAUGGGGCCUGAACAUUCUAGUGCCAGACCAGAGAGGUUUUUGCAACUUUGCAAUGAAGAAAUGGAAGUUUUUCCUACUAUUGAUGAAGAUUUUGCUGUCAGACAAUUACACGAUUGCAAUAUGAUUGUUGUCAACUGCAGUACACCAGCAAAUUACUUUCAUGCAUUGCGUCAACAGAUAGUAUUGCCCUUCCGUAAACCUCUCAUAGUUUUUAGCCCUAAAUCUUUGCUUCGUCAUCCAGAUGCAAGAUCGUCAUUUGAUGAAAUGACAAGUGGAACAUCAUUUAAGCGUCUCAUUCCUGAUGAUGGCCCUGUUAAUGAAAACCCUUCAAAUGUUGAAAGGGUUAUUUUCUGCACUGGAAAAUUGUACUAUGAACUUUUGAAAAAGAGAAAAGAGUGUAAUCUAGAUUCUACUGCUGCAAUUGUUAGGAUUGAACAGCUGUGCCCUUUUCCAUUUGAUCUUGCAAGACAAACGGUUGAAAAAUACCCCAAUGCAAAAUUGCUUUGGGCUCAAGAAGAACAUAAAAAUCAAGGUUAUUGGUGUUAUAUUCAGCCCCAUAUGGAAACUGUUACUAAUCAUGAACGUCAUAUUAGCUAUGCAGGCCGUGCAGUAUCUGCUUCAACUGCUACUGGAAGCAAGCAAGCUCAUAAGAAGGAGCAAGAAAAAGUGCUAAGUGUUGCCUUGGGUCUAUGAAAGAAAUGUGCUGUGAUAUUGGACUGGCAAUUAAAAUUAAAACUUGUACUUUAUAUACCAAUUAUAAGCAGAAAUAGUGCAAUUAGUAAUUUACAUUAUUUUGAAACUCAUUUUGCUUCAUUCAAGGCAUAAUAAAGUUCAGUUUUUUGGUU
Messenger RNA from Uloborus diversus, 3690 nucleotides. It is a transcript of the gene Nc73EF, whose product is annotated as 2-oxoglutarate dehydrogenase complex component E1-like. Gene Ontology annotation, molecular function: thiamine pyrophosphate binding; oxoglutarate dehydrogenase (succinyl-transferring) activity. Lineage: Eukaryota; Metazoa; Arthropoda; Arachnida; Araneae; Uloboridae. Gene Ontology annotation, biological process: tricarboxylic acid cycle. The transcript has 22 exons. Bases 476 to 3538 code for a protein of 1020 amino acids. The record is from RefSeq and is a predicted model, not a curated record. Gene Ontology annotation, cellular component: mitochondrion; oxoglutarate dehydrogenase complex.